AUGCGUCUCUCCUUCCUAUCUGCUGCUAUUGCAGCCCUGACUAUCACUCCUGUGUCGGCAGACACGCAAGAUGCUGUCGAUGUGCUGGCUAGCAAGGCCUUGGCCACCAAGCGUGCCUAUUUGGCGGCGGAGGGCUCUUCCAACUCCAGCUGCAACAUCAACAAUGCGGCUGUUCGCAAAGAAUGGGGCUCCCUCGCGCCGGAGGACCGCAAGAAGUACACUGAUGCUGUCCUCUGCUUGAUGUCUAAGCCCCCCAAGUCUGACCCAAAUUGGGCUCCUGGUGUCCGCAACCGUUAUGAUGACUUCGUGGCGGUUCACAUUAAUCAGACGCUGUAUAUCCACGGCACGGGCAACUUCCUCACCUGGCACCGCUACUUCACCUGGGCCUAUGAGAAUGCUCUGCGUACAGAGUGUGGCUAUGAUGGCUACCAGCCAUACUGGGCAUGGAACAAGUACGCCGCCAACCCCAUCAACUCGCCCGUUUUUGACGGCACCGAGUACAGUAUGUCUGGCAACGGUGACUUCGUUCCCCACAACGGCACCCCUGCGACUGACUAUACCACCAUCCCGCCGGGUGUGGGUGGAGGUUGUGUCCGCAACGGCCCCUUCGCAAACAUGACCGUCAACCUGGGGCCGGUUGAUCCUACCCUGCAGAUCCCUGGCCUCGUAGCCCAGAACGGCAGCGGUUUGGAUUACAACCCCCGUUGCCUGCGUCGUGAUAUCUCUCCUUGGACCGCUCUGGGCUGGACCAAGACUAGCGAUGUCAUGAGCCUAAUUGAGGAGUGCGAUAACAUCUCCUGCUUCGAGUGGACCAUGCAAGGGUUCUUCGAGGAAGGUUUCCUGGGCGUUCACACGGCCGGUCACUUCACCAUUGGUGGUGAUCCGGGUGGUGAUCUGUACGCUUCUCCCGGUGAUCCGGCAUUCUAUGUCCACCACGCUAUGAUUGAUCGCGUCUUCUGGAUCUGGCAGAACCUGAACCCUGCUAACCGCACGUACGUCGUCAAGGGACCCGACUUUAUUGAUGGUCUGAUUGCAUCGCCCAACGCUACUAUUCAUGACCUUCUCUACAUGGGUAACCUGACGGUCUCGCGGGAGAUUUAUGAUGUGCUGGACACCACGGCUGGGACUCCUCUGUGCUAUAUUUAUGAGUAA
Messenger RNA from Aspergillus tubingensis, 1152 nucleotides. RefSeq names its product tyrosinase family protein. NCBI's taxonomy places the organism in Eukaryota, Fungi, Ascomycota, Eurotiomycetes, Eurotiales, Aspergillaceae. The record is from RefSeq and is a predicted model, not a curated record. The transcript is spliced from 5 exons. Bases 1 to 1152 code for a protein of 383 amino acids. Gene Ontology annotation, molecular function: oxidoreductase activity.